Molecule: messenger RNA, 2349 nt
Organism: Aspergillus clavatus NRRL 1
Lineage: Eukaryota; Fungi; Ascomycota; Eurotiomycetes; Eurotiales; Aspergillaceae
Product: E3 ubiquitin-protein ligase RNF216
Exons: 3
Coding region: 1-2349 (782 amino acids)
Source: RefSeq, a predicted model, not a curated record
AUGGCUCAGGUCUACUCUAGCUUGGGUAAUACCAAUGCUGAAGACAACUAUGACUUCGCCAAAGACUCUCAGACCAAAUAUUCUACCGAUGCACUCGAAGGCGCUUAUUUUGUUGGGAACGUGGAUGAGGAAGAUCUGGGUGGGGAGUCUGGCUGGUCCGAUGAGGACGCAGCUCCCGCUCAGCCUGCAAAAUGGAGAGUUGCCGACCUGAACACAAACAAUGACACCAUAGCCAUGGCUGCUAGGGGCGCGGUUCCAGCUCUAGGUUAUGCGUCCAUGACAAGGAAAAUCGAGUCCCAUGCUGCAUUCACAGGCCGCGCUCCCACGCAGCAUUCACUCAAAACAGGCACUUUGUUCACUCAGAUUCUUGAGCUUUUCCCAGAUAUUAGCCUUGCAUAUGUGGAGGAGCUCAUUGAUCGCCACGGAGGCAAUGUCGCCCGUCCUGGCCCCACGGCGACCCAGGAGGAUUUACUGAUGCUCCAACUGACAAUCAGGGAGAUGGUGGUCGAAGAGAUUCUUGCCAACCCAUCUUAUCCCACACGCAAGCAGCUAAAGAGAAAGAGGGAUGAAGCCUCGCAACCCGAGGACAGUGACAAGAAGUGGGAAACAGCUACGCACGACGGUGAUCACAUGUACCAAACCGCUGCAUCUACUUUGCUAUCAGAAUCAUUUCCUCAAGUCCCUGUCAAUUACAUUCGCCAGGUGUUCAAGGAAAAGAAGAACUUGUAUUGUGCUUUUCUGGCUCUUUCGGCCGAAGAAAACGAAGCUGCAUCCACCAGGCUACCUUACGAAAGGUUAAAACGGGCGAGAAUACAGGGGAGAUACAGGGAUGGACGGAGGCACAUGUAUCAUCUUCCAGCUUGGGGGCAAGCCCAGGUGGAGCUUGAAGCUGCCAGGGUCAAGCUUGCGAAUGUCACUGAGGCUACGCGCAAACGAAGGGAGCGUGAAGACGCCGAGAAGGAGAAUGAGGAACAGCAUGCCCGGGCAGGUACACUGGUUGAAUGUCAAUGUUGCUAUGCAGACGUUCCCCCGAACAGAGCUAUUCCCUGCGAAUCUGCGGAUAUCCAUUUCUUCUGCUAUUUGUGUAUCCGCAAAUCUGCGGAGACUCAAAUCGGUAUGAUGAAAUACCAGGUCCGAUGCUUCGACACUAGCGGCUGCCAGGCAGGUUUUACCCGUUCCGAGCUAGCUGAGGUACUUGGAUCUCCGAUGAUGGCGAAGCUCGAUGCGCUUCAGCAACAGGACGAAAUUUCUCGCGCUGGUAUCAAGGGCCUCGCAGCUUGCCCAUUCUGCGAAUUCAAGGCCAUCUGCCCGCCUGUCGCAGAAGAUCGGGAGUUUCGUUGCUGCAACCCUUCGUGUGAGAUUGUUAGUUGCCGGCUGUGCAACGAGACCACCCACGUGCCCAAAACGUGCGAAGAGGCCAGGAAGGAGAGGGGCAUCUCCGAGCGCCAUCUGGUUGAGGAAGCCAUGAGCGAGGCUCUCAUCCGCAGCUGUCCUCGGUGUCAGGUCAAAAUCGUCAAGGAAUUCGGCUGUAACAAGAUGACAUGUACAAACUGCCGCUGUGUCAUGUGCUACGUAUGCAAGAAAGACAUUUCGCGUCAACAGUAUGCUCAUUUCGGCCGUGGGCCAAACACCUGCCGUGUGGACGAUGAUCCCACGCGCGACCAGCAGGCCAUUGAACAAGCCGAGAAGACUACAAUCGACAAGAUCCGCGCACAGAAUCCUGAUCUUACUCAGGAGGAACUCCAAGUGCGCCAUCGGGAGUCGACCACGUCCAACCGUAGAAGAGGUUGGGAGCGGCCUGUUCUUCAUCAGAUGCAGGAAGUCCCUGAUGCCUUACCGCUACACCCAGAUCAGGUCCACCAUGAGUACCUUCGUCGUCGAGAAACAUUUAACCAGGUCAGGCCCAGGAUCGAAAAUCUGCGCAGGCUCCUGGCGGUCAAUGCGGCGCAGUUACCUCCACUUGAUCCCACUGAGCACAUCCCGAAUGAGUUCAACUACGCUCCCCCAGCCGGUCAGCAUCAACACCCCGUCUGGCCCUUUGCUCCUCUUGUCGAUCCUGGAGCCGAUCCGACCGACGGUGGUCCUGCCACCGCACUACCCGCGGGAACUGGUGUCCGCGAUGACCCUUUCGUCCUUGACGACAACGAGCAAGCGCUCGGUCAGAAUGCGCCGUUAGUCUAUGCGGACCCUCUAGCUGGCUACAUGCCAGCACCUGCUCAGCAGUAUCACAUACCUCCUGCCCCGUACCAUGCUGCGCAUGCGUAUGCCUACCCUUUUUUGCCUCAGCAACCGUUACCUGCGUACGGAGAUGCCUUCCUCCCAUUCCCAGGGGAUCUCUACCACAACUAG